AGUGCAAAUCACAUUUGUGAAAAAUAUGACAUUGCGUCAAAAUGAACAACUUGAAAAAAUAAGCUCUUGGUUUCUUGAAGAUCUUAAGCUUGUGGAUGGAAAAGAAGCACAUCAAGAUAAUCCACACUUCGAUUUGCACUUUGAUAAAGUUUAUGGUUGGGAAAGUUCCAGCACAGCUUCCAAGUAUACAUUUGUCCGAUGUUUGCAAGAGCUUAAUCAUCACUACCUGAGGAAGAAGAUCACAUUUGUAAAUUUUGAUGCUGAUUAUCUAAUUGACACCAGUUCGUGUAUGAAUAGAGGGGAUUGCAUGCUUGCUCUGAAUAUGUUUGUGUUAUAUAUUUCUAACUGUCUGUGUUUAUCUGCAUGCAAAUAAGAUUAGCGCACAGUGUUCAAGAUAUCCUGUGUGUCUCAUGCCAUGAACUGUUUAUUGGCUGAACAUUAGAAAACACAGAAGCAAACUUUAGUUCCGAGAAUGAACUA
This is a messenger RNA of Amblyraja radiata (thorny skate), 480 nucleotides long. RefSeq names its product exocyst complex component 1-like. Gene Ontology annotation, cellular component: exocyst; plasma membrane. The transcript is spliced from 2 exons. Gene Ontology annotation, molecular function: phosphatidylinositol-4,5-bisphosphate binding. Bases 26 to 373 code for a protein of 115 amino acids. The record is from RefSeq and is a predicted model, not a curated record. Lineage: Eukaryota; Metazoa; Chordata; Chondrichthyes; Rajiformes; Rajidae. Gene Ontology annotation, biological process: Golgi to plasma membrane transport; exocytosis.